This is a messenger RNA of Hyla sarda, 5835 nucleotides long. Its product is annotated as myosin-1B. The coding region runs from base 1 to 5814 and encodes 1937 amino acids. Gene Ontology annotation, molecular function: ATP binding; actin filament binding; cytoskeletal motor activity. The transcript is spliced from 38 exons. NCBI's taxonomy places the organism in Eukaryota, Metazoa, Chordata, Amphibia, Anura, Hylidae. The record is from RefSeq and is a predicted model, not a curated record. Gene Ontology annotation, cellular component: myosin complex.
AUGAGUUCGGAUGCGGAGAUGGCGGUUUUUGGAGUGGCUGCUCAGUUUCUCAGGAAAUCAGAGAAGGAGCGGAUUGAGGCCCAGAACAAACCGUUUGAUGCAAAGACGUCGGUCUUCGUGGUGGAUACUAAGGAAUCCUAUGUGAAGGGCACAUUGGUCAGCAAGGAAGGGGGCAAAGCCACUGUCAAAACUGAGGGUGGACAGACUUUAACAGUGAAGGAUGACCAAAUUUGCCCCAUGAACCCCCCAAAAUUCGAUAAAAUUGAAGACAUGGCGAUGAUGACCCACCUGAACGAGCCGGCCGUCCUCUAUAACCUCAAAGAGCGUUAUGCAGCCUGGAUGAUCUACACAUAUUCAGGUCUGUUCUGUGUCACCGUGAACCCCUACAAGUGGCUGCCCGUGUACAACCCUGAGGUGGUGAACGCCUACCGGGGCAAGAAGCGCCAGGAGGCCCCACCCCACAUCUUCUCCAUCUCUGAUAACGCCUAUCAGUUCAUGCUGACUGAUCGUGAGAACCAGUCUAUCCUGAUCACAGGAGAAUCCGGUGCCGGGAAGACUGUGAACACGAAACGUGUCAUCCAGUACUUCGCAACAAUUGCAGCGGUCGGUGACAAGAAGAAGCAGGAGGAGCAGGCCAAGAAUAAGGGGACUCUGGAAGACCAGAUUAUCCAGGCUAACCCCCUUCUGGAAGCCUUUGGUAAUGCCAAGACCGUCAGGAAUGACAACUCCUCCCGUUUUGGUAAAUUCAUCAGAAUCCAUUUUGGUACCACUGGAAAGCUGGCUUCUGCUGAUAUUGAAACAUAUCUUCUGGAGAAAUCUAGAGUAACGUUCCAGCUGAAAGCCGAGAGAAGUUACCACAUCUUCUACCAGAUCAUGUCCAACAAGAGGCCCGAGCUGAUCGAAAUGCUUUUGAUCACAACCAACCCCUACGACUUCCCAUUUGUCAGCCAAGGUGAAAUCUCCGUGGCUAGCAUUGAUGAUGCUGACGAGCUGAUGGCCACGGAUAGCGCUAUUGAUAUUCUGGGAUUCACGGCUGAGGAAAAGGUCUCCAUCUACAAGCUAACAGGGGCCGUAUUGCAUUAUGGUAACAUGAAGUUCAAGCAGAAGCAAAGAGAGGAGCAGGCCGAACCCGACGGCACAGAAGUUGCUGACAAGGCCGCCUACUUGAUGAACCUGAACUCUUCAGAUCUCCUGAAAGCCCUUUGCUAUCCCAGAGUCAAAGUUGGGAAUGAAUAUGUCACCAAAGGCCAAACUGUGCAGCAGGUGUACAACAAUGUUGGUGCCUUGGGCAAGGCCGUCUAUGAAAAGAUGUUCUUAUGGAUGGUUACACGUAUCAAUGAGCAGCUGGACACAAAACAGCCAAGACAGUUCUUCAUCGGUGUCCUGGAUAUCGCUGGGUUUGAGAUCUUUGAUUACAACAGCUUGGAACAACUCUGCAUCAACUUCACCAAUGAAAAACUGCAACAGUUCUUCAACCACCACAUGUUUGUGCUGGAACAAGAGGAAUACAAGAAGGAAGGAAUUGAGUGGACAUUCAUCGACUUCGGUAUGGACCUGGCCGCCUGCAUUGAGCUUAUUGAGAAGCCAAUGGGCAUCUUCUCCAUCCUUGAGGAGGAGUGCAUGUUUCCCAAGGCGACAGACGUUUCCUUUAAGAACAAGCUUUAUGAUCAACAUCUUGGCAAGUCCAACAACUUCCAGAAGCCAAAGCCGGCCAAAGGCAAAGCGGAGGCUCACUUCUCCUUGGUGCACUAUGCUGGUACUGUGGACUACAACAUCACUGGCUGGCUUGACAAGAACAAGGACCCCUUGAAUGAGACCGUCAUUGGGCUCUACCAGAAAUCCUCUAUGAAAACCUUAUCAUACCUGUUCUCUAGCUAUGCAGCAACUGAAGCAGAGGGUGGAGCAAAGAAAGGUGCCAAGAAGAAGGGUUCCUCUUUUCAGACUGUGUCUGCUCUUUUCAGGGAGAACUUAAACAAACUGAUGAGCAAUCUUAGAACGACUCACCCUCACUUUGUACGCUGCAUUAUCCCCAAUGAGACCAAAACUCCAGGUGCCAUGGAACAUGAGCUGGUGUUGCAUCAGCUGAGGUGUAAUGGGGUACUGGAAGGAAUUAGAAUUUGCCGAAAGGGUUUUCCAAGCAGAAUCCUGUACGGUGACUUUAAGCAAAGAUACAAGAUCUUAAAUGCCAGUGCUAUUCCAGAAGGUCAGUUCAUUGACAGCAAGAAAGCUUCUGAGAAACUUCUUGGGUCCAUCGAGAUUGACCACACACAAUACAAAUUUGGACACACAAAGGUAUUCUUCAAAGCUGGCCUACUGGGGACGCUGGAGGAGAUGCGAGAUGACAGACUGGCCCAAGUCAUCACUCGUACUCAAGCCAUGUGCAGAAGAUAUCUCAUGAGGGUAGAAUUCAAGAAGAUGAUGGAAAGAAGGGAAGCCAUCUUCAGCAUUCAGUACAACAUCCGUGCAUUCAUGAACGUCAAACACUGGCCAUGGAUGAAGCUCUACUUUAAGAUCAAGCCUCUUCUGAAGAGUGCCGAGUCUGAGAAAGAGAUGGCAACAAUGAAAGAGGAGUUUGCAAAGACAAAGGAGGCUCUGGCCAAGUCAGAAGCCAAAAGGAAGGCGCUGGAGGAGAAGAUGGUGAAAGUUCUGCAGGAGAAGAACGACCUGCAGCUGCAAGUCCAGUCUGAAUCAGAGAGCUUGUCAGAUGCAGAGGAGAGGUGCGAUCAGCUGAUAAAGAGUAAGAUCCAACUCGAGGCCAAGAUCAAAGAGCUGAACGAAAGGCUGGAGGACGAGGAAGAGUCCAACGCUGAGCUGACCGCCAAGAAGAGGAAACUGGAGGACGAGUGCUCCGAGCUGAAGAAGGACAUUGAUGAUCUUGAGCUGACCUUGGCCAAAGUUGAAAAGGAGAAACAUGCCACAGAAAACAAGGUUAAAAACCUCACAGAAGAGAUGGCUGUCUUGGAUGAGAGCAUUGCCAAACUAACCAAAGAGAAGAAAGCUCUGCAAGAAGCCCACCAACAAACUCUCGAUGACCUCCAGACAGAAGAAGACAAAGUGAACACUCUGACCAAAGCAAAGACCAAGCUAGAGCAGCAAGUGGACGAUCUUGAGGGAUCUCUGGAACAAGAAAAGAAACUGCGCAUGGACCUGGAAAGAUCCAAGAGAAAACUGGAGGGGGAUCUUAAAUUAGCCCAAGAAACCCUAAUGGAUCUAGAAAAUGAUAGACAGCAGUUGGAUGAAAAACUUAAAAAGAAAGAUUUUGAGAUGAGCCAUUAUGCAAGCAAAAUUGAGGAUGAACAGCUACUUGGUGCUCAGUUGCAGAAGAAGAUUAAAGAAUUACAGGCUCGUAUUGAGGAACUGGAGGAAGAAAUUGAGGCAGAGCGUGCAUCUCGUGCCAAGGCUGAGAAACAACGUUCAGACCUCUCAAGAGAGCUUGAAGAGAUCAGCGAACGCCUGGAAGAAGCUGGUGGUGCAACCUCUGUUCAGAUCGAGAUGAACAAGAAGCGUGAGGCUGAAUUCCAGAAGAUGAGACGUGACCUGGAAGAAGCAACCUUACAACAUGAAGCCACUGCCGCCGCUCUCCGUAAGAAGCAUGCCGACAGUACGGCUGAGCUUGGGGAACAACUUGAUAGUCUGCAGCGAGUCAAACAGAAGCUGGAAAAGGAGAAGAGUGAACUCAAGAUGGAGAUUGAUGACCUGGCCAGCAACUUAGAAUCUGUCUCCAAAGCAAAGGCCAACUUUGAAAAGAUCUGCCGCACCCUUGAAGACCAGUUGAGUGAACUAAAGAGCAAAGAAGAAGAACACCAAAGACAUAUCAAUGAUAUUAGUGCUCAAAGAGCCCGACUACAGACUGAAAAUGGUGAGUACUCUCGCCAACUGGAUGAAAGAGAUGCCCUUAUCACUCAACUCUCUAGAGGCAAACAGGCCUUCACCCAGCAAAUUGAAGAACUUAAGAGGCAACUGGAGGAGGAGACCAAGGCCAAGAAUGCACUUGCACAUGGUUUGCAGUCUUCCCGUCAUGACUGCGACUUAUUGAGGGAACAAUAUGAAGAGGAGCAAGAGGCAAAAGCUGAACUUCAACGUGCUUUGUCCAAGGCCAACGGUGAAGUUGCCCAAUGGCGAACAAAAUAUGAGACUGAUGCCAUCCAACGUACAGAGGAGCUGGAAGAAGCUAAGAAGAAACUGGCCCAAAGACUACAAGAGGCUGAGGAGCACAUUGAGGCUGUGAAUUCUAAGUGUGCAUCCCUGGAGAAGACCAAGCAGAGGUUGCAGAAUGAAGUCGAGGAUCUGAUGGUGGAUGUGGAGAGGUCCAAUGCCGCCUGCGCUGCCCUAGAUAAGAAGCAGAAGAACUUUGAUAAGGUUUUGGCUGAAUGGAAGCAGAAAUAUGAGGAGACGCAAGCAGAGCUUGAAUCUUCUCUGAAGGAGGCGCGUUCUCUGAGCACCGAGCUGUUCAAGAUGAAGAAUGCCUAUGAAGAGUCCAUGGACCACUUGGAGACCAUCAAACGAGAGAACAAGAACUUGCAGCAGGAGAUUUCAGACCUUACUGAACAAGUAUCAGAAGUUUCAAAGGCUCUUCAUGAAGUAGAAAAGGCCAAAAAGCUAAUUGAGCAAGAGAAGAUUGAGGUCCAGACAGCACUGGAGGAAGCAGAGGCAUCUCUUGAACAUGAAGAAGGAAAGAUCCUCCGAAUCCAGCUGGAGCUCACCCAAGUGAAAUCUGAGAUAGACAGGAAGAUUGCAGAGAAAGAUGAAGAAAUUGACCAACUGAAAAGGAACCAUGUCAGGAUUGUCGACUCCAUGCAGAGCACCUUGGAUGCCGAAAUCAGAAGCCGAAAUGAUGCUCUUAGGCUAAAGAAGAAAAUGGAAGGAGACUUGAAUGAAAUGGAAGUCCAGUUGAGCCACGCCAACCGCCAAGCUGCAGAAUCUCAAAAGCAACUGAGAAAUGUUCAGGGCUUGCUUAAGGAUGUCCAAAUUCAUCUGGAUGACUCCCUCAGGUCCAAUGAAGAUCUGAAAGAACAGCUGGCUAUGGUGGAACGCAGAGCGAACCUCAUGCAAGCCGAGAUUGAAGAAAUUAGGGCGGCUCUGGAACAGACUGAGAGGAGCAGGAAAGUUGCUGAACAAGAGCUGCUGGAUGCAAGUGAACGCGUCCAACUCCUGCACUCACAGAACACAAGCUUGAUUAACACAAAGAAGAAGCUUGAGACCGACCUUGCUCAAAUGCAGUCAGAGGUCGAGGAAGCCAUACAGGAAGCUCGGAACGCAGAAGAGAAGGCUAAGAAAGCAAUCACUGAUGCGGCCAUGAUGGCUGAAGAACUGAAGAAGGAACAAGAUACCAGCGCACAUCUUGAGAGGAUGAAGAAGAACCUUGACCAGACUGUGAAAGAUCUCCAGCUUCGUCUGGAUGAGGCUGAACAGCUGGCUCUUAAAGGAGGAAAGAAGCAACUCCAAAAAUUGGAGGCCAGAGUGAGAGAGCUUGAAAAUGAGCUUGACAGUGAGCAGAAACGCAGCACAGAAGCCAUUAAAGGUGUUCGGAAAUAUGAGAGACGUGUAAAGGAGCUCACAUACCAGUCUGAAGAAGACAAGAAGAAUGUUAUGAGACUUCAGGACCUGGUAGACAAACUUCAGAUAAAAGUCAAGGCCUACAAGAGGCAGACCGAGGAGAUCGAAGAGCAAUCCAAUGUCAACCUGUCCAAAUACCGUAAAGUGCAGCACGAACUGGAGGAAGCAGAAGAGCGCGCUGAUAUUGCCGAGUCUCAGGUGAACAAGCUUCGGGCUAAAACAAGGGAAGUCACCAAGAUCACCAAGAGCGAAGAGUAACUGAGCCACAAGGUGAAUGAA